UAUUGGUGCAGGUUCCCACACCUCUGGGAGACUUCCCCAUUUUUCUUGGGCUUUUCUGGGGACGUGGCUUGUAUCUGUGAUGAAGGCCACAUUGUCAGUGGGUUGGUGGAACUAGCUUAGAAUCACAGUGCUGUUCUUUAUGUGAUAGGCUUCAGUUUUCCCAGCUGUCAGAUGGAAAUAAUACAGUUACCUCACAGGGUUGUGAUUGAAUUUUUCCUUUCCUAGAGCCAUGGCUGAAGUGCACGUGAUCGGGCAGAUCAUAGGGGCCACCGGUUUCUCGGAAAGCAGCCUCUUUUGCAAGUGGGGCAUCCACACAGGGGCCGCAUGGAAGCUCCUCUCAGGUGUACGAGAAGGCCAGACACAGGUAGACACACCCCAGAUAGGGGACAUGGCUUACUGGUCCCACCCCAUUGACCUGCACUUCGCUACUAAAGGUCUCCAAGGUUGGCCUCGACUCCAUCUCCAGGUGUGGUCCCAGGACAGCUUUGGCCGCUGCCAGCUUGCUGGCUAUGGCUUUUGCCAUGUGCCUAGCAGCCCAGGCACUCAUCAGCUGGACUGCCCUACAUGGAGGCCCCUGGGCAGUUGGAGGGAGCAGCUAGCACGGGCUUUCGUGGGUGGUGGGCCACAGCUGCUGCACGCAGAUACCAUCUACAGCGGGGCUGACCGCUACCGCCUGCACACGGCCGCGGGUGGCACAGUGCACCUUGGUAUCGGCCUGCUGCUGCGCCACUUCGAUCGCUAUGGAGUGGAGUGUUGAGGGACUUCAUUGCUACUAAUCGCCAUCAUCCACUGAGCACAUAAUGGCACAGCAGUGAAGCAGGCACGUGGACUCUGGAGACUGUCAGUCCUGAUCACCCCCAAGUCAUGGCCCCUAUGCCAUGGACUGCAAGGCCAGGAACUCCCCUGUGGCCCAUGCUCCACUGAACUACGGGGUAGAAAGGGCUGUGGGUUGGAGGGACAUGAGCAGGGCCCACUGUUUGGACUGUCGGGGGCACUUAAUAAAAGCGUGUAUUUCUCAUGGGUAA
Mus musculus (house mouse) is the source of this 1025-nucleotide messenger RNA. RefSeq names its product B9 protein domain 2 (gene B9d2). The transcript has 3 exons. The record is from RefSeq and is marked validated. Gene Ontology annotation, cellular component: nucleus; centrosome; axoneme. Lineage: Eukaryota; Metazoa; Chordata; Mammalia; Rodentia; Muridae. The coding region runs from base 230 to 757 and encodes 175 amino acids.